Molecule: messenger RNA, 2120 nt
Organism: Tigriopus californicus
Lineage: Eukaryota; Metazoa; Arthropoda; Copepoda; Harpacticoida; Harpacticidae
Product: protein white-like
Exons: 14
Coding region: 114-2093 (659 amino acids)
Biological process (GO): transmembrane transport
Cellular component (GO): plasma membrane
Molecular function (GO): ATP hydrolysis activity; ABC-type transporter activity; ATP binding
Source: RefSeq, a predicted model, not a curated record
CAAGCUCCUAUCUCCGAGGGCUUCUUCAUUGUUCGGCUCGCUUCCAUCUAACAUUCGAAGAACAUUCGAAGCGAAUAAAUAUUGAAAAUUGUCAGCAAACGAACAAUCUAAAUAUGAACAACCAUGGCUUUGACACAAGUGAAGAUCGAACAGAAGAACCUCCAUUCCAACCAAGAGCCUUGCCAUUGACUGGAACCUCCUCAAAAUCAGAUGCUGGGAAAAGAUGUCGAACGACUUCACUCACUGUACAGAGUGAGCAGAUAACCUUUUCUUGGGAAGGUAUCACCGUCCAAACUUCCACUUCUAGUAACUCUUGCUUUGGACUCAAGCACAGAUCCGUUUCGCAAUCCAAAAAAAUAUUGAAAAAUGUGAGUGGUUUCGUAAAACCUGGUCAGCUGGUGGCCAUCAUGGGCGCCUCAGGCGCUGGAAAAUCAACCCUAAUCAACUCAUUAACGUACCGAAAUUUGAAUGGAUUGGAGAUCACCUCCGGGACAAGAUUUGCUAAUGGGGUCGUAGUGAAUCCCAAUACUCUGACAGCUGUUUCUGGCUACGUUCAGCAAGAUGACCUUUUUAUUGGAACAUUAUCAGUCAGAGAACAACUGGAAUUCCAAGCUUUAGUUCGAAUGGAAACCCACAUUCCCAAGGCAAUUAGAAUGGAGAAGGUUGAUGCUGUGAUCCAGGAACUUGGUCUAGAUAAAUGCCAGAACCAAUACAUUGGUGUCCCUGGCAAAUUGGACGGAAUCUCUGGAGGAGAAAUGAAACGAUUAGCUUUUGCUUGUGAGGUACUAACAAAUCCGGCUCUCCUCUUUUGUGAUGAGCCCACAUCUGGACUGGACUCAUAUAUGGCCCAAAAUGUGGUUCAAGUUCUCAGAGCUCUGGCAGCCAAAGGCAAAACCAUUGUUUGUACCAUUCAUCAACCAAGUUCUCAGGUCUUUGCAUUAUUUGACCGGAUUCUUCUCAUGGCUGAAGGACGUUUGGCAUAUUUGGGUGAUUUGCCCAAGGCUGCUCUCUUUUUUGACAGGAUUGGACAUCCUUGCCCAGGCUUGUAUAAUCCAGCAGAUCAUUAUGUUCACGUUUUGGCAGUAGCUCCUGGAAAAGAGGAGGAAUGUCGGGCAAAGGUCAAAGAGAUUUGUGAAAUCUUUGAGAACUCACUUGAAGGUCAAAAUGUUUUCAACGAGGUUCAACAUCAGAAGAACCACGUGGGCUCAAUUCCCAAUUUUGGAAGUAACAAUGGAUCCGGAAAGAUCAGUCCAUACCGCGCCUCUUGGUAUGAACAAUUCAAGGCUUUACUCUGGAGGAGCUGGUUAUCUGUUAUCAAGAAUCCCAGUGUGACCAAAGUUCGAUUCGCACAAACUUUGUUAAUCAGCUUGGUUUUGGGAUUGAUCUAUCUAAACCAAGAGCUGAGCCAAGAAGGUGUAAUGAACAUCAACGGCGCUUUAUUCCUUCUUCUAACAAACAUGACUUUUAUGAACUUAUUCACCGUUAUGAACGUUUUUUCUCUAGAACUUCCAAUCUUCUUGAGGGAGCAUUUUAAUGGAAUGUACAGAGUGGAUGUCUACUACAUUUGCAAACAAUUGGCCGAGCUUCCCAUAUUUUUGGCUUUUCCCAUUUUAUUUGUCAGCAUCUAUUAUUGGAUGGUGGGACUGAACCCUCUAGCAGGACGAUUCUUCGUCACAAUGGCAAUUGCCACAUUAAUAACACAAGUGGUUAUCAGCUUUGGGUAUUUCAUCUCUUGUGUGACUCCCAACCUAUCCGUGGCUUUAGCCUUGGCCCCUCCACUUAUCAUUCCAAUUAUGCUCUUUGGAGGUUUCUUCUUGAACUUUGAGGCCAUUCCUGAAUGGUUGGGAUGGCUACAGUAUUUAUCAUGGUUCAAAUAUGGAAACGAGAUCCUAGUUAUCAACCAAUGGAAAGGGAUCACUCUGAAUUGCACAGGACAUUGCAAUUUUGAAACCGGCCAAGAUGUGAUCGAUUUCUACAAUUUUGACGAGAGCAACUAUGGGUUUGACAUUGCAAUGUUGGUGGUUAUGACCAUUCUGUUCAGGGUUUUGGGCUUUUUAGCCCUUUUGGCUCGAACAUAUCAAAAACAAAAAUAAUGCAAAAAAAUAAUGCCACUCCAACAA